Messenger RNA from Neurospora tetrasperma FGSC 2508, 471 nucleotides. RefSeq lists its product as uncharacterized. NCBI's taxonomy places the organism in Eukaryota, Fungi, Ascomycota, Sordariomycetes, Sordariales, Sordariaceae. The transcript has 2 exons. The record is from RefSeq and is a predicted model, not a curated record. Gene Ontology annotation, biological process: autophagy of mitochondrion; nucleophagy; C-terminal protein lipidation. The coding region runs from base 1 to 471 and encodes 156 amino acids. Gene Ontology annotation, cellular component: Atg12-Atg5-Atg16 complex; cytoplasm; phagophore assembly site membrane.
AUGGCAUCCUCCCAACCCCCACAUGGCACCGCCUCCCCCCCAUCCCUCCACGACGACAACCCAAACUCAUCAACAGCCUCCCCUGUCCUCGAAGGCCGCGACUCGCCCAAUCUGCCGCUGACCAUGACCGCCUCCACGGUUUUGAUGACGCUCCCGCGGGACGCCACCGCCGCCCUCGCCGAAGCCGGGACCUUUGACCAAGAAAAGGUGGUGAUACGUUUCAAGCCGGUCGGGUCGGCGCCCGCGCUCCGGAGAGAGCAAGUCAAAGUGCUGAGCACGCACUCGUUCGAGACGGUGGUGGCGUACCUGCGGAAGACGCUGAAGGUGCAGGAGACGGAGAGCGUGUUUCUGUAUGUGAAUAGCGUGUUUGCGCCGGCGUUGGAUGAGGUGGUGGGGAACUUGUGGAGGUGCUUUAAGGAUUCUACGAACCAGUUGAAUGUUUCGUAUUCGAUGACGCCGUCUUUUGGGUGA